Molecule: messenger RNA, 2610 nt
Organism: Cornus florida
Lineage: Eukaryota; Viridiplantae; Streptophyta; Magnoliopsida; Cornales; Cornaceae
Product: cysteine-rich receptor-like protein kinase 25
Exons: 8
Coding region: 96-2144 (682 amino acids)
Biological process (GO): protein phosphorylation
Molecular function (GO): protein kinase activity; ATP binding
Source: RefSeq, a predicted model, not a curated record
AUUUCCUCUGUUAUAUCUAUGAAUCUAAUUUUGAUAAAAACCAAAACCCUUUCUAUGCCCGAAUCUAAAGAAGACAGGUUUGAUCACCCACAACUAUGCCUUCCUUCAAUAUCUCCAUAGCCCUUCUCUGCUUUCUUUGCUUGCUUAGCCUCCUCACCACUAAAAUCACCUCCCAACCUUUGUAUUAUAUCUGUCCAAACACAACCACUUACAGCACUACUCUUAACAGCACCUACCAUGCCAAUCUCAAUCUCCUCCUCUCCAACCUCUCCUCCAACGCCACCAAACCCGACACCGGAUUCUAUAACUUCACUGCCGGUCGAAGCCCCAACGCAGUCUACGGCCUCUUUCUAUGCCGGGGCGAUGUCACCACCAAUCAAUGUCACGAUUGUGUCCGAAAUGCAAGUCAAGAGAUACUGCAGCAGUGUCCCAACAGGACAGUGGCCGUUAUUUGGUAUGACUAUUGCUUAUUACGUUACUCCAACAGAAAUAUUUUCUCCAGUGCGGACACAUCCGUGGCGGUUUAUAUGAUCAACCCACAGAAUGUGACCGAGCCUACGCGGUUUAGGGAGGCGUUGGGGAACAUAAUGGACCAGUUAGCGACUUGGGCUGUGAGUGGUCGCGGGUCAGCUAAGAAUUUUGCAGGUACAGAAACCAAUUACUCAUCGUUUCAGAAGCUGUAUGGACUUGUGCAGUGCACGCCGGACCUGUCUAGUGAUGUUUGCAACAUCUGCCUUCGAGAGGCUAUAGGAAGAUUUCCAAGUUGCUGCGACAUAAAGCUGGGGGGUAGAGUUCUGUUUCCGAGCUGCAAUAUUCGCUACGAGUUUUACCCUUUCUUCAAUCUCACUGCCUCUACAACGCCGGCAUCUGCUCCGGUGCCUGCACCAGCUCUUCCUCUUUCUCCUCCAGCUCCUCCAGUUUCUACUAGUAAAGGAAAUGGGGGACUCUCAACGGCAGAAAUUAUUGCCAUUGUUGUCCCGAUAAUUGUGGCAGUGCUGCUUUUUUCCAUUGGCUUUUGGUGCAUUGUCAUGAAAAAGAAGAAGUACAAUACUAUUAAAGAGGAAUCUGGUGCUGCGGAUGAUAUCACAACAGUACAAUCCUUGUCAUAUGAUUUUGCAACAGUUGAAGCAGCUACAAACAACUUCUCUCCUGCAAACAAAAUUGGUGAAGGUGGAUUUGGUACUGUUUAUAAGGGUACACUUCCAAGUGGACAAGAGAUAGCUGUGAAGAGACUGUCCACAACUUCCCAACAAGGUGCAGAAGAAUUUAAGAAUGAGGUUUUAGUGGUAGCCAAGCUUCAACACAGAAAUCUAGUGAGAUUGCUGGGAUUCUGCUUGGAAGGAGAGGAAAAGAUACUUAUCUAUGAAUUCGUCCCAAACAAAAGCCUUGACUAUUUCCUUUUUGAUCUGGUUAAACAAGUUCUAUUGGAUUGGUCGAAACGUUACAAGAUUAUAGGAGGCAUUGCACGUGGAAUUCUCUAUCUUCAUGAAGAUUCUCGACUUAGAAUUAUACAUCGUGAUCUCAAGGCUAGCAAUGUACUUUUAGAUGAAGAUAUGAAUGCAAAAAUUUCAGAUUUUGGCAUGGCGAAGAUUUUUGGCGUUGAUCAAACUCAAGGAAAUACAAGUAGAAUCGUUGGGACAUAUGGUUACAUGUCUCCAGAGUAUGCGAUGCAUGGACAAUUCUCUGUGAAGUCUGAUGUGUAUAGUUUUGGAGUGUUGAUUCUAGAGAUCAUAACCGGCAAGAAAAAUAGUAAUUUCUAUGAAUUAGACGGUGCCGGAGACCUUCUGAGCUAUGCUUGGAAACACUGGAGGGAUGGAACACCCAUGGAAUUGAUGGAUCCAACACUGGCAGAUUCUCAUUCAAGAAAUGAAGUCAUGAGAUGCAUCCACAUUGGCUUACUGUGUGUUCAAGAAGAUGUGGAUGCCAGGCCCUCCAUGGCAUCAGUGGUUACUAUGCUCAACAGUUAUUCUAUUACUCUACAAUUGCCUCAACAUCCUCCGGUCUUUGGCCAUAGCAGAGCCGAUUCGAGCAUACCAAAAGGGCUGGAGUCAGAUCAAUCUACAAGCAAGUCAGAUCAACCUACAAGCAAGUCAGUCGAAUGGUCUGUGAAUGAAGCAUCAAUUACUGAACUACACCCUAGAUAAUUAAGAUUGAGCUUUGACUUUUCUGUGACUCCCAUUCUAGGGAGGACAAGUUGGACCAGAAGACUUCUUGUGUGUGAUGGGGGGUAAAACUGGAAGAAAAUUGAGUCCUUUCUUGGAAAUUCAUCAUAUGCUUUCUAAUAAGUUAAAUACCCUUGUUCAAUUAGUUCUGAUUUUCUCCACAGGACUCAAGAGGCUGACCUGGUCAAGACGACUUAUAAAUGUGGCUUCUGGUCACUUUGAAUUUUCCUGGGGUGGUCCAGUGUCUCAAUCAGUAUCGACUUAUGUAUCACGUUUUCUGUUUAUCUUAACCACUUCCAUCAAUAUCUACUUUUGUUUUAUUUUGAAAAGUCUCAUGGUGUCGUCUGAAAUGGGGAAGAUGGUUUUCAAAGAUUUUUUUUGGCUACAUUUUGGAGCCAAUUUAUUGUGUUGACAUUUUUACUGAUUCUAGAAAUUUUUUUUUGAUUCA